Messenger RNA from Musca domestica (house fly), 748 nucleotides. RefSeq names its product protein FAM136A. Lineage: Eukaryota; Metazoa; Arthropoda; Insecta; Diptera; Muscidae. Gene Ontology annotation, cellular component: cytoplasm. Bases 122 to 562 code for a protein of 146 amino acids. The record is from RefSeq and is a predicted model, not a curated record. The transcript has 3 exons.
ACACCCGUUUAAUUUUUUAUCAUCAGCCGUCACACACGUUUUUCGGUUGAAAUUACACAAUUAGUUUGCUAGAAGUAGUAAUUCCUUUUUUUAUAAAAUUAUUAAAUAAAAUCUCAACAAAAUGAUCCAGCAACAACGUCAAAGAAUUGAACAAGCUGUCACUGAAAUGAUCAAUGACAUGGACAGGACACAUUUGCGUAAAAUGCAGACCGAUAUGCAUUUGUGUGCCGCCAAAUGUUGCCAGGAUACCAGUGCCAGUGUAGAUAAUGUACAAAACUGUGUUGAAAGAUGUUCGGCUCCAUUAACAAGGGCCCAAAACUAUGUCCAACAUGAAUUGGGCGAAUUCCAAGGAAGACUGCAAAGAUGUGUAAUGCAAUGCAAUGAUGAUGUCAAGGUAAAAAUGCCACCAAAUCCAAGCGAAGAAGAAAUCAGUAAAUACACAGACCAGUUUGAACGUUGUGCCGUCAAAUGUGUUGAUAAGCACGUCGGCUUAAUACCCACAAUGAUGAAAACAAUGAAAGCUGUACUGGCGAAAGGACCUGAGGGAAUACCACAAGUUUAAAUUUUUGGUUGCUUGAUUGUUUGAUGGCAUUUCUUGCGUUUAUUACACAAAACAUUUUACAGUUAUAAGUGUUAAUUUUUAGUUAUUUUAUGAACAAAUCUAACAUAGCACGUAUACCUCAUUACGUGACAUUAUAAAAUGUUUAGUUGUUAAUAAUAAAAAGAAUAAUAAUGGAAAUUAAAAUAA